Knipowitschia caucasica is the source of this 7275-nucleotide messenger RNA. The record is from the annotation of a GenBank genome assembly. Lineage: Eukaryota; Metazoa; Chordata; Actinopteri; Gobiiformes; Gobiidae.
AUGUGUAGUGUGUGGGUGGUGGUGUUGGGGGGGUUGGGGUGGGGGGGGGGGGGGGGGGGGGGGUUUGGGUGGGUGGGGUGGUUGGGGGGGUGGUGGGGGUGGGGGGGGGGGGUGUGUGUGGGGGGGGUGGGGGGGGGUGUGGGGGUUGGUGUGUGGGGGGGGGGGGGGUGUGGGUGGGGGUGGGGGGUGGUUUGGUGUUUGGUUGUUGUGGGGUGGUGUGUUGGGUGGGGGGGUUGGUUUGGGGGGUGGGUGGGGGGGGGGUGGGGUGGUGGUGUGGGGGUGGGGGGGGGGGGGGGGUGGGGGGUGGUGGGGGGGGUGGGUGGGGGUUGUGGGGGUGUGUGGGUUUGGGGGGGGGUGGUGUGGGGGGGGGGGGUGUGGGGGGGUUGUUUUUUUUGGGGGGGGGGGGGGUUGGGUGGUGGGGGUGUGGUGUGGGUGGGGGGGGGUGGUGGUGGGGGGGGGUGGGGGGUGGGGGGGGGUGGGGUGGGUUGGGGUGGUGGUGUGGGUGGGUUGGGGGGUGGGGGGGGGGGGGGGGGUUUGGGGGUUGUGGGGGGGGGGUGGGGUGGGGGGGUUGUGUGGGGGGGGGGGGGGGGGUUGGGGGGGGGUGGUUGGGGGGGGUUGUUUGUGGUGGGGGUGGUGUUGUGUGUGUGUGUUUGGGUGGGUGGUUGUGGGGGGGUGUGGUGUGGUUGUUGGUGUGGUGUGGUUGGUGGGUGUUGGUGGGUUUGGGGGGUGUGGGGGGGGGGGGUUGGGUGGGUGUUGUGGGGUGGGGGGUUUGGGUGGGGUGGGGGGGUUGGGGGUGGUGUUGGGGGGGGGGGGGGGUGGGGGUGUGGUUGGGGUUGGGGGUGGGUUGGGGGGGGUGGGGGGGGGGGUGUGGGUUGUUUGGUUGGGGGGGGUGGGGGGGGGUGGGGGGGGGGUGAGAGAGAGGUGGGGUGGGUUGUGUGGGGUUGUGGUGGGUGGGUGGGGGUGGUUUGGGUGGGUGUUGGGGUGGUGUGUUGUGGGGGUUGGUGUGGGGGGUUGUGGGGUGGGGGGGGGGGGGGGGGUUGUGGGGGGGGGGGGUUGGGGGGGGUGGGGGGUUUGGGGGGGGGGGGGGUGGGGGGGGUGGGUGGGGUUGGGGGUGUGGUUUGGGGGGGGGGGGGGGGGGUGGGGGGGGGUGGGUUUGGGGUUGGGGGGGGGGGGGUGUGGGGGUGUGUUGUGGGGGGGUGGUGUGGGGGUUGGGGUGGGGGGGGGGGGUGGUGGGGGGGUGUGUGUGGGGUGGGUGUGGGGGUGGGGGGGGGGGUGUGGUUGGGGUUUGUGGGUUGGGGGUGUGUGGGUGUGUUGGGUGGUGGUGUUGUGGGGGGGGGGGGGUUGGGGGGGUUUGGGGGUGUGGUGGGGGGGUGGUGGGGUGUUGGGUUUGGGGGUGGUGUGGGGUGGGGGGGGGUUGGGUUGUGGGGUGUGGGGGGUGGGGGGUGGGGUGUGGUUGGGGGGUGUGGGGGUGGGGUGGGGGGGGUGGGGGGGUUGGGGGGUUUGGGGGGUUGGGGGUGGGUUGUGGGGGGUUGGGUGGGGGGUGGUUGGGGGGGGGGGGGGUGGGGUUUGUGUUUGGGGGGUGUGGGGGGGGGGGGGGGGUGGGGGGUUGGGGGUGGGGGUGGGGGUUUGGGGGGGGGGGGGGUUGGUGGUGGGUGGGUUGGGGGUGGUGUGGGUGGGGUGGUGUUGGGGGGUGGGUUGGGGGGUGGUGGUGGUUGUUUGGGUUGGGGUGUGGUUUGUUGGGGGUUUUGUGUGGGGGUUGUGGGGUUGGGUGGGUGUUGGUGGGGGGGGGGGUUUGGUGGGUGGGUGGUGGGUGGGGGUGGGGGGGGGGGGUUGUGGGUGGGGGGGGUGUGGGUGGGGUGGGGGGGGGGGUGGGUUGUGGUUGUUUGGUUUUGUUUUGUGGUUUUUUUGGGGUUGUGGGGGGGGGGGGGGGUGGUUGUGGGGGGUGUGUGUGUGUGUGGUGUGUGUGGGUGGGGUUGGGUUGGGUGGGGGGGGGGGGUGGGGGGGGGGGGUGUGGGUUUGGUGGGGGGUUUGGUUUGGUUGUGUGUUGUUGGGUUUGUGUUGGUGGGUGUUUGGUUUGGGGGUUUGGUUUUGUUGGUUUGUGUGGUUUUGGGGGGGGUUUGGUGGGUUUGGGUUUUUUGUUGGUUUUGGUUUUUGGGGGUUUUUGUGGUGUUGUUGUGGUGGUGUUGUUGGUGUGUGGUUGUGGGUUGGUUUUGGGUGGGGGGGUGUGGGUGGGUUGGUGGGGGGGGGGUUGGUUUGUGGGGUGGGGGUGGGUGUGUUGGGGGAGGGUUUGGGUGGGUGGGGGGGGGGGGUUGGUGGGUGGGGGGGGGGGUGGGGGUGGGGGGGGGGUGGGGGGUUGGGGGUGGGGGGGGUGGGUGUUGUGUGGGGGGGGGUGGUUGUGGGGGGGGGGGUGGUGUGUUUUGGUUUGUUUUGGUGGGUUUGGUUGGUGGGGGGUGUUUGGGGGGGGUUGGGGGUGGGGGGGGGGUGUGUUGGGUGUGUUGGGGGUGGGGGUGGUGGGUGGGGGGGGGUUUGGGUUGGGGGGGGGGGGGGUUGGGGGGGGUUGGGGGGGUGGUUGGUGUGUGUUUGGGUUUGGGGGGGUUGGGGGGGUAUUUUUUUGUUGGGUGGUGUGUUUGGGGGGGGGGGGUGGGGGGGUGGGGGGGUUUGGUGUGGGGUGGUGGGUGUGGGGGGGUGGUGGUUGUGUGUUGGGUUUUGGGGGGAGUUGUGUGGGGGUGGGGGGGGGGGGGUUGGGGGGGGUGGGGGGGGGGGGGGGUGUUGGGUGGGGGGUUUUGGGUGUGGGGGUGGGGGGGGGGGGGGGGGGUGGGGGGGUGUGGUGUUGUGGUUGGUGGGUUUGUGGGGUUGGGGGGUGGGGGGGGGGGUGUUGGUUGGGGGUGGGUGGGGUGGGGGGGGUGUUGGGGGGUUGGGGGGGUGUGGGUGGGGGGUGUGGGGUGUGUGGGGUGGGGGUGGGGUUGGGUUUGGGGUGUUUUGGGGUGGGGUGGGGUGGGGUGGUUGGGGGGUUUGUGUGUUGUGGGGGGGGGGUUUGGGGUGGGGUUGGUUUUGGGGGGUGUGGGGGGGGGGGGGGUUGGGGGUUUUGGGGUUGGGGGGUGGGGGGGGGGGUGUGGGUGGUUUGGGUUUGGUGUGUGGUGUUGGUGGGGUUGGUGUGUUUGGGUUGUGGGUUGGGGUUGUGUGUUGGGGGUGGUUUUGUUUGGGGGGGGGUGGGGGGGUUGGGUGGGGGGUUUGUGGGGUGUGGUUUGGGGGGGGGGGUGGGGGGGUGGGUGGGGGGGGGGGUGUGUGAGUGGGUGGGGGGGGGGGGGGUGGGGGUGGUGGUGGUUGGGGUGUUUGGGGGGGGGGGGGGUUGGGGGGGGGGGGUUUGGGGUUGUUUGGGUUGUUGUGUGGGGGGGGGGGGGGUGGGGGGGGGGGGGGGUUUUGGGGGGGGGGGGGUUUUGGGGGGUGGUUGGUGUGUGUGUGGGGGUUUGGGGGGGGUGGGUGUGUGGGGGGGGGGUGGGGGGUUUGGGGGGGGGGGGGGGUGGGGGGGGGUGUGUGGGUUUGGUUGUGUGGGGGGGUGUGUGGUUUGUUGGGGGGGGUGGGUGGGGGGUGGGGGGGGGGGUUGUGGUGGGGUGGGGGGGUGGGGUGGGUGGGGGUGUGUGUAGUGUGUGGGGGGGUGGGGGUUGGUUUUGGUGGUUUGGGGGGGUUGGGGUUGGUGGGUGUUGGGUGGGUGGGGGUGGGGGGUGGGGGUGUGGGGUGGGGGGUGGGUGGGGUUUGGGGUGGUGGGGGGGUGGGGGGGGUGGGUGGGUGGUGGGGGGUGGGUGGGUGGGGGGGUGGGGGUGGGGGUGGGGGUUGGGUGUGGGGUUGGGUGGUGGGGGUGGUGUGGGGUGGGGGGGGGGGGGUGGGGGUGGGGUGUUUGGGGGGGGGGGGGGGGGGUGUGUGGGGGGGGGGGGGGGGGGGGGGGGGGGGGUGGGGGGGGGGUUGGUGUGGGGGGUGUGGGGGGGUGGGGGGUGUUGGGGGGGGGGUGGGGGUGUGUGUGUGAGUGGGGUGGGGGGGGGGGGGUGGGGGGGGGGUGGUGGGGGGGGGGGGGUUGUUGUGGGGGUGGGGGUGGUGGGGUUUGGUUUGUUUUGUUGUUUUUGUUUGUUGGGGGUGGGGUGUGGGGGGGGGGGGGGGGGGUGGGGUGGUGGGGGGUUUGGUGGGUGUGUGUGUGAGUGUGGGGGGUGGGGGGGGGGUGGUGGUGUGGGGGUUGGGUGUGUGUGUGGUUUUUGGGUGGUUGGGGGGUUGUGGGUGGGGUUGGGUUUGGGGGGGGGUUGGUGGGGGGUGGGGGUGGUGUGGGGGGGUGGGUUGGGUGGGGUUUGGGGGUGUUGUGGUGGGGGGGGUGGUGGGGGGUGUGGUGGUGUGGGGGGGGGGGGUGUUGGGUGGGUGUGGGGGGGUGUUGGUGGGGGUGUGGGUGUUGGGUGUGUUGUGGGUUUGUUUGGUUGGGUGGGUGGGGGGGUUGGGGGUGGUGGGUGGUGUGGUUGGGGGGGGUUUGGUGUGGGUUGGGGGGUGUGUUGUGGGGUUGGGGGUGGGGGGGGGGGGGGGGGUGGGGUGGGGGGGGGGGGGUGGGGGGGGGGGUGGUGGGGGGGGGGGUGGGGGGGGGGGGUGGGGGGGUGUGGGGGGGGUGGGGUGUGGGGGGGGUGUGUGGGGUGUGGGGGUUGGGGUGGUGGGGGGGGGGGGGUGGUUGGGUGUGGGGGGGUUGUGGGGGGGGGGGUGGGGGUGGUGUGGUGGGUUGGGGGGGGGGUGUGGGUGGGUGGUGGGGGGGGGGGUGGUGUGGGGGGUGGUGUUGUGGUGGGGUGGUGGUGUGGGGGGUGUGGGGUGGUGUGGGGUGGGGGGGGGGUUGUGGUUGGUUUGGGUGUGGGGGGGGGGGGUGUGUGUGGGGGGGUGGUGGGGGGUGGGGUGGGGGGGUGUGGGGGUGGGGGUUGGGUGGGGGGGGGUGGGGGGGGGGUGGGGGGGUGGGGUGGGGGUUGGUGUGGGUGUGGGUUGUGUGGGGUUGUUGGGUUUGGGGGGGGGGUGGGGGUUGGUUUUUGGUUUUGUGUGUGUUGUGUGUGUGGGUUUGUGGGUGAGUGUGUGUGUGUGUGUGGGGGUGGUGGGGGGGGGGGUGGGUGGUGUUGUGGGGGGGUGGGUGUGGGUGGUGUUGGGGUGGGGGGGGGUGUGGGGGGGUGGGGGGGGUGUUGGUUGUGUGGGGGGGGGUUGGUGUUGGGGUGGUUGGGUUGGGGUUGGUGGGGUGUGGGGGGGGGGGUGGGUUGGUGGGGUGGGGGGGGGGGGGGGGGGGGGGGGUGGGGUGUUGUUGGGGGGUGUUUUGUGGGGGUGGGGGGGGGUGGGGGGGGGGGGUGGUGGGUGGUUUGGGGGUGGUGGUGGGGGGUGUGUUGGUGUUUUUUUUUUGGUGUGUUUUUUUGUGGGGGUGGUGGGGUUGGUUGGGGGGGGGUGUGGUGUGGGUGUGGGGUGUGGGGGGAGGUGGGGGUUGUUGGUGGUUGUGGGUGGGGGGUUGUGGGGGGUGGGGGUGGGGUGUGGUUGGGGGGGGUGGGGGGGGGGGGGGGGUGUGGGUGGUGGGGGGGGUGGUGUUUGUGGGGGGGGUGGGGUGUGGGUUUUUGGGUGGGGGGGGGGGUGUGGGUUGUGGGGGGGGGGGGGGUGGGGGGUGGUGGUGUGGGGGGGUGGGUGGUUGGGUGUGUGGUUUUGUGUGUGGGGGGGUGUGUGGGUGUUUUUUGUUGGGGUUUGGGUGGGUGGGUGUGUGGGGGGGGGGGGGGGGGUGGGUGGUGGGUGGGGUGUGGGUGUGGGGGGGGGUGGGGGGGUUGGGUGGUGUGGGUGGGGGGUGGGGGGGGUGGGGGUGGUUGGGGGGGGUGGUUGUGUGGGUGUUUGUUUGGGGGUUGGGGGUGGGGUGGGUGUGUGGGGGGGUGUUGUGGUGUUGUUGUGGGGGGGUGGGGGGGGGGGGGUGGGGGGGGGGUUUUUUGGGGGGUUUUGGGGGUGGGGGGGGUUGGGGGUGGUUUUGGGGGGGUUGGGGGGGGGGGGGGGAUGGGUGUUGGUUGGGGGGGUGGGGUUGUUGGUGUGGGGGGGGGGGGGGGGGGGGUGUUUGGGGGUGGGGGGGGGGGGUGGGGGGUGGGGUGGGGGGUGGGUGGGUGUGGGGGGGGUUUGUGGGUGGUUGGGUUUGGGGGUGGGGGGGGGGGUUUGUGGUGGUUGGGGUGGGUGGGGGGUUGGGGGGUGGGGGUGGUGGGGGGGGGUGGGGGGUGUUGGGGUGUUUUGGGUUGGUGGUGUGGGGGGUUGUGGUUGGGUUGGGGGUUGUGUUGGGGGUGGUGGGGUGGGUGUGGGUUUGGUUGGUGGGGUUGUGUGGUGUUGGUGGGGGGGGUUUGUGUUUGGGGGGGGGGGGGGGGGGGGUUUGUUGGGGGGUGGGGGUUGGGUGUGGGUGGGUGGGUUGGGGGUUGGGUGGGUGGGGGUGUUUGUGGGGGUGGUGGGUGGGUGGGAUGGUGGGGGUGUGGGGGUUGGUGGUGGGGGGGGGGGGGGUGGUGUGGGGGUGGUGGGUGUGUGGGGGGGGGGGGGGGGGGGGGGGGUAGUGAGUGUUGUGUGGGGGGGGGGGGUGUGGGGGUGGUUGGGUGGUGGGUUGGGUGGGUUGUGUUUUGGGGUGGGGGGGGUUGGGGUGGGGUUGGGGGGGGUUGGGGGUGUGGGUGGUUGUGGGGGGUGGGGUGGGGGGUGGGGGGUGGGGGGUUUGUGUGGGGUUGUUUGGGUGGGGAGUGGUGUUGGGGUGUUGUGUUGUGGGGGUGUGGUGGUGUUUGGGGGGGGGUGGGGGGUUGGGUUGUUGGUUGUUGUGGGUGUGGGUGUGGGGUUGGAUGGGUUUGUGGGUGGGGGGGGUUGGGGUUGGUGUUGGGGGAUGGUUAUUUGUGGGUUUGUGGUUGUGGAUGUAUCUCUGACAGUGUGGUUUUUUUGUAUGUGGUGGGGUUGGUAUUUGUGGUUUGUGUUGGGGGGUUAGAGGUGUGUGGGAGGUGGGUGAAUUUGAAUAAGAAGGGUUUUGAGUUGGUUUGUUUUUGUGUUUGGUGUUUUGUGUUUGUGGGUUGGUGUUUGGGUUGUUGUUGUUGGUUGGUGGUGGUUGAUGUUUUGGUGUUGUUGUUUAUGGUGGGGGUGUUGGGGGUGUUUGGUGGUUGGUGGUUGGUGGGGGUGGGUAUUGAGUGGGGGGGGGGUGUAUAUGAUUUGGGGGGGGGUGGGGUGGUGGGAGUGGGAGUGUGGUGUGAGAGGUUUGGGUUGGGGGGAUUAAAGGGUAGUAGGGUGUAG